AUGUCUACUGCUACAAAAAAAAUAUCGAAUACAGAUGUAAAUAUUACUAUAAGAAUCUUAAAAGCUCUGGGUAAACAUAAACCAUUUGGAAUAUUUAGAAAAUUUAUUAUGAUACAAGUUCUUAAGAAUUUAAAGCAGCCUAAUGUUAUAUCAGCAGAUGAUAUUUGGAAGUUUUUGUAUUCUCGUUACGAUAGGACAAAAUUUGAUACUUUAGCGAAUAUUAAAUACAAAUUAAGAAAAUUUUCUUAUGAUGAUUGCAAAUAA
Molecule: messenger RNA, 264 nt
Organism: Vairimorpha ceranae
Lineage: Eukaryota; Fungi; Microsporidia; Nosematidae
Exons: 1
Coding region: 1-264 (87 amino acids)
Biological process (GO): regulation of DNA-templated transcription
Cellular component (GO): H4/H2A histone acetyltransferase complex; nucleus
Source: RefSeq, a predicted model, not a curated record